AUGCAGCCGCAGCUGCCCCCCGGUGUGGGGAAGCUGAAGUUCGACAUUUACCGCUGCACCGGCGAGGACCCCGACUACCCGGCGCGCGAGCUGCUGUACCACAGCUCGCAGACACGCGGAUGGCAGACCCCCAGGUUCUGCCAGUAUCCGCAGGAGCUGUGGCUGCGCAUGGACCAGACGUGCCGCAUCCACCAGCUCCAGAUCCUCUCGCACGAGUACAAGAUCCUGACCAAGCUCGAGAUCUACGUCGGCACGUUGCCGCCGGGCGCCUCGGACGCGUCCCAGUGCACGUUCUCGCGGCUGGGGCACCUGUCCUUCCACGACAACGAGCGCACGCGGUACCAGGCGCGCGAGCUGAAGACGGUCUCGAUCAACGCGGACGCCUGCAUGAUUCGUUUCCUGAUUCAUAAAAACCACCUCAACAAACACAACAUCUACAACCAGGUGGGCAUCGUGGCCAUCAACGUCAUCGGGGAGACGCUCGGCGGCGCGAGCGUCGCGCAGGCCGCCGCCGGCGCGGGCCACGGCUUCUCCGCGGGACCUAGGCCCGGGCUCGGGGCGCCCGGCGGCAACCCCGCGGCGCAGCUGGCGAUCGACCUCGCGGUGGACGAGGUCACGGCGGAGCGCAUCCGCCGCCUGAACGAGGAGAAGGCGCGCGCCGUGCAGGACGAGAACUACGACCGCGCGAAGGAGCUCAAGGAGGCCGUCGACCGCCUGAAGGAGGUCGGCAAGAAGGUCGCGCAGCUCGAGGCCCGGAAGCGCGCCGCCGUCGAGCGCGAGGACUACGACGAGGCCAAGGUGCUGAAGCAGGACAUUGACAAGCUCCGCGCGGCGGGGGACGUGGCGGCGGUGCCGCACGCGCUCACGCACGACGAGCGGCCCGCGGUGGCGCGGCCGCCGGUGGCGGCGGACGUGGGCGACGAGCGGGGGUCGACGGGAGGGUCGGUGGGCGGUGCGGGGCCGUCGCCGGGCGGGCCGCAGACGCCGCCGGGGCUCGGCGGGGACGUCGCGCACGACGAGCGGCCCAUCGGGGGCGCUGCGGCGAGACACCCCCCCCCGAGCAAGGGGCCGUCGUUCCAGGAGUACGACGAGCGGCCGGCGAUGGCCAAGGCGGCCGGCGCGGGCGGGGGCUACGCGUUCGACGCGAGCGCGGCCGGGCCGGACUCGCGGCCCGGCGGCUCGGCGGGCGCGGGCGGCGGCGGGAAGCCGAAGCCGCCUGGGUGGGCGGCGAGCCUCCCGGACCCGGAGGAGCUGUCGCCGAACAACGCGUCGGACGCGCAGCCGAUCGUGGACGUCGCGGACGAGUUCACGGCGCGGUGCGCGUUCAGCAAGCAGCUGAAGCUGCGCGAGGCGGCGCUGGAGAAGCUGGAGAAGGAUCUGGGGGCGGGGAAGCUCAAGGGCGGCGGUCGGGAGGUGCUGCACGCGCUGGUGGGGCUGUGCGCGCGCGCGUGCAAGGACAAGGUCGGCGCGGUGUACUUCGCGGGGAUGUCGCUCAUGCGCGCGGCCUUCAACGACCUCAGCGGCGACCACGGCAACGUCCUGGCCUCCGGGGUGGCGGAGAUGGUCCCGGCGCUGGUGGAGCGCGCGGGCGACGCGAACACGCGCAUCCGCGAGACCGCGCACGAGCUCGUGCUCAUGCUGGUCAACCACCCCGACGUCGGGCUCGGGGCGUUCGAGGACAAGCUGUGCAAGCCGCCAAAGUCGCAGAACGCCCACAAGCCCGUGCUCGGCCGCCUGCAGCUCCUCGACGCGAUCAUCUCCGGGCACGGCAUCAGCGUCAACCACGGGCAGCCGGGCGUGUCGGUCGACGCGGCCAUGGGGUUCAUCGGCCCCGCGCUGAACUCGCCCAACGGGGAGGUGCGGUCGAUGGCCGUGCGGAUGUGCGCGCAGGCCGCGCAGGACUGCGGCGAGUCGGUCAUCCGCGGGUUCUUCCCGAAGGACCUCAACCCCAAGAUUCAGCAGCAACUCGAUGAGGAAAUGGGAGGGGGCCCGCCCGCCUCGGCGCGCAAGUCCUCCGCAGCGACCCGCCGCUCGAAGGCGGCGCCGCCCGCGGAGGCCGGCGCGUCCGGCGACGACGUCAUGGACGAGGACCCCGCGCCGUACGAGGAGGAGCUGCGCGUGCGCGAGCAGGACCUCGGGCCGGACCAUCCCGAUGUCGCAGAGGCGUGCAGCAACCUGGCGAUCCUGUACAACCAGCGCGCGGACUACGGGCAGGCGCAGCCGCUGUACGAGCGCGCGCUCGCGAUCUGGGAGCGCACGCUGGGCCCGGACCACCCGGACGUGGCCCACACGCUAACGGACCUGGCGGUGUUGCAUCUGGAGCAGGGGCGCGACGCGGAGGGGCGGCCGCUGCUGGAGCGGGCGCUGCGGAUCCAGGAGGCCGCGCUCGGGCCGGACCACCCGGACGUGACGGCGAUCCGGGACGUGCUGAACUCGGAGUGA
Pedinophyceae sp. YPF-701 is the source of this 2442-nucleotide messenger RNA. The record is from the annotation of a GenBank genome assembly. NCBI's taxonomy places the organism in Eukaryota, Viridiplantae, Chlorophyta, Pedinophyceae.